This is a messenger RNA of Anas platyrhynchos (mallard), 9932 nucleotides long. RefSeq names its product MAGUK p55 scaffold protein 3 (gene MPP3). The record is from RefSeq and is a predicted model, not a curated record. Gene Ontology annotation, molecular function: protein binding. NCBI's taxonomy places the organism in Eukaryota, Metazoa, Chordata, Aves, Anseriformes, Anatidae.
GCCAUUUUGGGGCCGGGCCGGGCUCUGACGCGGCCUCCGCUGCACGGAGCCGCCGGGGUUCCUCGGGCGAGCUCCGCCUGAGGGAGAGGGCUCGCGGGAGGCGGAGACGGGGUCCCAGAGCCCCUCGCAGAGUUUCGGCUUCGUGGCCGGUGAACCGGUUCCGGAGCUGCACCGCCUCAAACCCCCGCCGCGGGAGCUGCCUCGCUCCGUGCCCGGGAGCCUCGGGGAGCGGUGCCGGGGCAGCCGAGCCGCCUGCCUGCCCUCGGGUUAUCGCUGAGCCGCUGUGGAAAAGCCCCUGUGAGGGUUCCCUGCUUCUCUCAGCUGUCGGAGCAGUCCCUCUGCUAGUGCUGAGGAGUGCCUCUGAAUUGCAGUCCAGAAAAAAGAAACAAUCGUCUUGAUUUAAGUUGAACGUUUGUGUGUAAGACUAAGAACAAAGCCAUGCCAGUGCUUUCGGAAGACUCAGGUUUACAUGAAACUUUGGCUCUUUUGACAUCUCAGCUAAGACCUGAUUCAAAUCAUAAAGAGGAAAUGGGAUUCCUUAAGGACGUCUUCAGUGAAAAGAGUCUCAGCUACCUGAUGAAGAUUCAUGAAAAACUCCGUCAUUAUGAAAGACAGAGUCCAACUCCUGUUUUACAUAGUGCAGCGGGAUUAGUUGAAGAUGUAAUAGAAGAAUUGCAGACUGCACCAGUGAAUAAUGAAGAAAAAGAGCUUCUUCAGCUGUUGUCAACACCACAUCUCAGGGCAAUGCUUGUAGUACAUGACACUGUAGCACAAAAGAACUUUGAUCCAGUCCUUCCACCUCUUCCCGAUAACUUUGAUGAUGAUUUUGAUGAAGAAUCAGUGAAAAUUGUUCGGCUAGUGAAAAAUAAAGAACCCUUGGGAGCUACCAUCAGAAGAGAUGAGCAUACAGGGGCUGUGAUUGUAGCAAGGAUCAUGAGAGGUGGUGCAGCUGAUCGCAGUGGUCUUGUCCAUGUUGGAGAUGAACUGCGAGAAGUCAAUGGUAUUGCUGUGCUUCACAAACGACCAGAAGAAAUAAGUCAGAUUUUGGCUCAGUCUCAGGGAUCAAUAACAUUAAAAAUAAUUCCAGCCGUUAAAGAAGAAGAUCGUCUAAAAGACAGCAAGGUGUUUAUGAGGGCCCUUUUCUGCUAUAAUCCCAAAGAAGACAGAGCCAUUCCCUGCCAAGAGGCUGGUCUGCCGUUUAAGAGACGACACAUCCUGGAAGUUGUAAGCCAAGAUGAUCCUACAUGGUGGCAAGCAAAGCGUGUUGGAGACACCAACCUCAGAGCAGGCUUGAUCCCCUCAAAGCAGUUCCAAGAAAGACGACUGACUUACAGAAGAACUAUAGGCACUCAGCAGAAUCCCAAAAUUGUGAAGAAGCCAUUAUAUGAUCAGUCUUCUGAUAAAGAGGACUGUGACUGUGAAGGAUAUUUCAAUGGACAUUACAUAGCUGGUUUACGCAGGAGCUUUAGAUUAAGUCGUAAAGAGAAGGAGAACAAUCUGAAUGACACAAAGCAAGCAGAUCAGGCAGAUGCAACAGAGUUCCUAACGUAUGAAGAAGUCACAAAAUAUCAGCAGCAGCCUGGUGAUCAACGGAGGCUGGUUGUUUUGAUUGGUUGCUUGGGGGCCAAAUUAAAUGAGCUCAAGCAGAAGGUUGUGUCAGAGAACCCACAGGAGUAUGGUGUUGCAGUUCCACAUACAACCAGGUCAAAGAAAAGUCAUGAGAAGGAGGGGGUAGAAUACAAUUUUGUCUCUAAGCAAUCAUUUGAGACAGAUGUGCAGCAAAACAAAUUUGUGGAACAUGGAGAAUACAAAGAAAAUCUGUAUGGCACAAGUCUUGAGGCAAUCCGGUCUGUGAUGGCUAAAAAGAAGGUUUGUUUGGUGGAUGUGGUUCCUGAAGCAGUGAAACACUUGAGGACUGCUGAAUUUAAGCCUUAUGUUAUCUUCGUGAAGCCUCUCAUUCCAGAAAAGAAAAAAAAUGUCCUAAAAUCUCCAGUGUCAGAAGAAAUCUCAACGCCCUUCCAGGAUGAAGAACAGCAGGAAAUAAUUAAUUCAGCAACAUUCAUUGAAGAGCACUAUGGCCAUUUGAUUGACACUAUACUGGUGAAAGAAGAUGUCCAGAGUGCAUGUAAUCAACUUAAAACUGUGUUAGAGAAGCUAAACAAGGAUUCCUUUUGGGUGCCAGUCAACUGGGUUAGGUCAUAGCUUCUUUUCAUCCGUUUAAAGGAAAAACUUGUAUAAAAAGUAUCUUGUAAAUAUAUGGAUUAGAGAAGGGAAAUAUGUCAGAUUUGGUUCAAAACUGCCAUUCUAUCUAGAAAGUAAUACAUAAAGACUGUGGAAAAAAAUGGAAGUCAGAAGCUGACGCUGCCCCCUUGAAUUGGAAUCCUGAGUGGCAGCUGUCAUUUAAAAGUGCGUACUCAGCCUAAACAGAUGACUAAAAUGGACUGGAGUAACUUUUAGACUGUAAAUACUGCAUUUUGUAAGGUAAAAAUUCACAGAGGGUCCCGUGCUUCCAGAGCGUUUAAGCAGAGCCAGGACAUUAACCAGCUGGAAGUUUCAGUCUUUGGUGAUGCUGUGUGUGGCAAGGUACGUCUGAACAAGGUACUUUUCCAGGAAAAAAUCUACCUACAGAACAAGCUACUUCAGGUAGGUGGGAGGAAUAUUCUCUGGAGAGUGCUUAUAUCCUGUCAGUUACUUAAAAGUUCAGCAGACUUCCUUGCACUUAAGAUCACUGGUUGCAAAUCCUUUCCAGUCAGGCAAAAAACCUAGAUGAGCUAUGUAAAUUGUAUCUGUGUUAGCAGCUGAGAAAUGGGGUGAUUUUGUUGUUGUGGGUUGUUUUGUUUGUUUGUGUUUUUGAAGCCCAGCCUACACUUCCCAGUGCUUCUGGCUGUCUUGCAGAGUUAGUAAUUAGUAUGCUCGUCCAUGGCUUAUGCCCACUUUUCCCAGUCUCUUCCUAAUGACACAGGACAAAUGUUAAGCAACCUGUAAAAAAAACCUGCGUGACUAAUCGAUCUCAUAAACCAGAGACAUUUCUUUAGUCUACAUUAAAAUUGCAUAACAAUGUAAAAUAGGACUUUAAGAAGCUUAUUUUCUACAAGGUAUCUUUGCAAAUGCCACCUACUUGGGUACCACAUGGACAGCAACACAGCAGCUCUGAAAGGCUGCAAAAAGGAAGAGGCAGAAGUACCAAGCAGGUGAGCUACAGCACUGAAUAAUUAUUCUUCCAGCACUUAUGAAUACCUUUGUUUGAAAUCAGGUAAAGGCUUCCAGAGCAUGUCGUUGUCAACAUCAAGUCCUAAGAGGAAACCUUAACUGUUAGAGGGCUUUACAGGCAUUUUAGGAGAUACGAAUAUGAAACCUGUAUAGUUUUUAUUAGGUGGGCAAGACGAAGAAAGCACAGCAAGAUUAUUCUGGAAGUGCCUAUACCUUUUAAUUAUUUGAUGAAUGUGUGGGUCUUGUGCAGGUGUGUUAGCUGAAACUUGUUCCUGUUUUCUAUUGCCUCUUGAGUUCUGAUCUUUCCUAUGUACUAUGCCCUUUAACAAUACCUUCUGGUGCACCAGUCUUAUUCUUUUAAUCUUAACAGUACGAUGUUAUUCUUGGUCCAGUGCAUUCAGCAAAACUAACAACAUUGCUUAUUAAAAACACAUUUCUUACAUACCAGCGUCACUGAAUCUACAUUAACUUCAGCCCAGAAAAGUUGUGCAUCCAUCCCCAAACCUGUGUGCCCUGGCAACUUCUGUGUAUCAUCCUGCAAGGAUAGUGCUUUUCACAGUCUGGUAGAUCUGUUCUGGCUUGUCAGAGUAGAUAUGCUGCCAGAUUUGUGGCCUCUCGCCAAAUGCACAAGGAUUCCUUCACACACUGGUGGCCUGUCAGCUCUGCCAGUAGGUUGCUAUAAUCUUGGCCCAGCACAGCCACCAAAGAUAAUGUGACGUAUUAGAGGCAUACUGACAAAUCUAGUGACAGAUGUGCCUUCAUCCUGUGAAAAUCUGAGUGUAAUAUUUUAAAACUAUUUAAGUAACAGCAUCUCAAACUAAGUAGAUUUAUGAAAGUAUCAAAUAGGCAGAUAGAUCUCACCAUAGAUUUAUAUUGCAGCUUACACUUGGUUGUUUUUUUCCUUUUCUUUACAGUCUGCAAAACAUCAGAUUGUUUAGAGAACAAUUUAAAGAAAAAGAGGUAAGACAAAGGGUCAGAAUUCACUUAAAGCAAUGUUACUAUCUAACAUCUUAGCAUGUUCCAGAGGACUAGUGGUAAAUAACUUAGUUUAUGAUCUAACAUAGUUUAAUAGUGAGAUGUGCAAAGAAUGCAAAUACAUAAGUACGGUUGAAGUUACAUUUAACUGAAAAUUUAAGAUGUUAAGAUAUACUACAGCUGUUAAAUAUAAACUAAAAUAUUCAGUAUGAGUUGAAUAAUCUUUUUUGAAAUCUGUGCAGACACCCCAUAUUGAUGUACAGUCAUAGAGAUACUAACUUGAGAUAGUGUCAGAAAUACUUAAUUUUUUUGAUGUAAGGAAGGCUUUUUUAGAUCCAAAGUAAAUGAUGGUGAGAGAAUACGUAAGUAUAUGGUAAAGCUUGAGGGUAGCUAAGAUGAGCUUCUCUCACAGGAAAACAGAACACAUUUGAUGCUCUUAUUUAUUCUAAAAAUCCUAGGAAAAGGGUACAUGCAGCAGAUUGCUGUUACCAGGACAAGAUUCCAAUCCAGACAAAAACACUGAGUCCUUUCCAGGCCUGGUAUGUGUUCCUGCCAUUAGUGAGAGGAAAAAAAGAAAAGGUUAUAAAGAAAAUCAGAAUGUAAAAUGUAAUUCAAAGUCCUGUUUUCUAAGUGGUGCCAAAAACCCUAAGUCAAAGCACUUAAGCAAACUGAACUAUUUUUCCCUUUCCCUACUUGCUCACACCUAAAAUUAAUGUAGCCUUUCAUAUUUCCUGUUAGGAUUUGUAGUUACUGAAGGAUGAGCCUUGGCUAACAGCUACAGUGCGUGAAGUUUUCAGGCAGCUUUCCAUCCAUACUGGCUGUAUUUAAAACCGUUUCCCUUUCUAAAAUUAGUUGUGUAGUGUACAUCCAGGGAACGCUGCAGUCAGCGAACUCAGACGUCCUCAGCUGGUUUUAAGUAUUCCAUAUCUCCAGCCAAAUUUCUAAUAGGAUUAAAAUAACAAUUUAAAAUAUACACAUUUCACAUGACUGUGAGAUGUGCACAGUCUAGAACCCUGAUACCUUGAACUCAGCUUACGAUACAUGCAUUGUUUUUAUAAAGUGAAACCAGGUGUAAAACAGUAUACCUAAUUCACUUGAGAAGAGAUACGGCAUUUUGUAGUCUGUUUAAAGUAUCUGGUGGUCUGCUAAAGGGAAAAAAAAACACGUUACAGGUUUUAUCAUUAAGUGUUAUUUAGAAUACAUAAUAUACACAAUAUACUUAGUUUGAAGACAUAACAUAAUAGUAUUUAUACAAAAAGUCAAAUACAUGCCUGCCACCCAGUAUCAGACUUCUUUUGGUAACUGGUAGGCUUACACUCAAGAAGCCUUUUCAAAAUUCCCUGAUUUUCCAUGGUGAUUGUCAGUAUUUUCCUGUUCUGUGCAUCUCUAUUUGAUCUGUAAGCAAAAAUGAACACAUUUGCAAACACAGAUUGGGAAGGGGGAGAGAAAGGAGACAGAAAAUGUGUUUUAAAAGGAAGGGACUGAAGGCAGAAGUCUGUAAGGAGCCUGUAGCAGACAGUGAUACAGGCUUUGGUUUCUAAACUAACAGCAGAAUAGAACUCUGCAGGAAUUUCUCUUCAGGAGAGGAGGUAGGAAGGUACAGCCAAGUAGCGGGUGCUAAUUCAGUGCUUUAGUGUUACAAAUGGUUCCUUCCCAAGCUGAAAGAUUUCAUCAAGGACUCCUACAAGAGCCCUUGUAUUGCUGUAAUUUUGUCGGGGCAGUGCAGCUUUUCGGAACCAUUAUGAGUGGAAGUAAAGGGCUAGUGGCGACAGUUCUACUUAUGUAAACUGUGGAUCCAUCCCAUAAAGUGAUGCAACAACCUUUUUACUCCUGGAACAAAGGGUAGUACCAGCUACCUCCUUUGAAAGUGUUCAUUCCAGCAGUCUACAGUUGCUGGCCCUCGUUGUAUUGCAGCUAGGCGCUCCAUCAGCUUCUUGUUCUCUCUCUCAAUCUGAUAAAUUCGCUUUUGAUCCUCCUGUGCAAGACAUGCCAAGUUUGCAAUGUCAUUCUCAUGAGAAUCUACUAGGCUGGCUCUUACAGAUUUGUUGCCCAUAUGUAUAAAAAAGAAGAACACAACGACCCUUCUUAUUUCUGCACUCACCCCUAUCCCAAAAUCACCAUGUUUUCUUGCUGUGCUUUGUCACUAUUUCCUUGCUGUCCUUCUCUUAGCACCCCCUUGUAUAUCUCUCUCUAUAUAUAUAAAAAAGGAUAUAAAAGCAGCAUUGCAUUCAAUUUUUUUAUCCUUACUCUUUUUCUCAUUAACUUCCAUUUUUUUGACUCUGAAAGGAUAAAGAAAGCACCCUUCUCUUUAUGUUCCUGAAGACUUCCUUGCUGCCUGAGGCAUUAUCAUGACACAGACAUAGAUGUACCAUUACCUGAAUCCUGCGCUUGUUAAAAUGUUGCCAGGUCUGUGCAUGUGAAGGUUUUUUACGCACACGCGUUCUUCCUUAAAGGAGGAGAAAAGAAGAAAUGUUUUAAGUGAAAAAGUUUUGUGAAGCAAAGCUAUUGAGCCCCAUAUCCCUUCAUCCAACCUUUCCUUUGCCAGCAUUCCCCACCAAACAGUGAAACAGCUCUCACUGGGAAAAGCACUGCAGGUCUGCUGUGGUUUUUUUUAGAAGCAGUAGAAACAGAAACAAUGCUUCAGACCUGCACAGACAGGAAGGGGAGUAGCUGUUUCACAUUUCCCUAACCACUGUUCAUUAAUUUUUCCUGUUUAUGUGCCAGACAAGACAUAUUGCACCUCAACUCACAGUAAAUGAGCUGCGAUAUUGCUUAAAGAGUUUUCUAUUCAAAAAAAAUAUGAACAUGGAUCAAGAUUUUUCCAUCACCUUUUAGCUCAAGCUUCGUUAGAAGUCAGUUGUUUGAAAACACAGUAAUUCAGCAAGUCCUCUUCGUGACAUGCUAACUAGCAUCUAGCAGUGAAGAGGACUGGAAUUUCCCAGCAGGAUCUCUACAAACCCUUCAUGUUGAUGGCAACUGCUAUUUUUUCCACUUCUGUUCAACUUACAGGUUAAGAUGCUUACUAGUAUUCAGUGAAAAUAUCAUUUUGUAUUAAAAAAAAACACAAAACAAAACACAAAGUUAUUGACAGGUGUAGGGGUGAAAUAGUUUUAAAAACACACCACAUUGCAGCUUGUUACUGCAAUUCAAUGAAAUUCAAAUGAAAGACCAGUUCCUAUAGCUUGUUGCCCUCAAAAAGUUAUGCUCAUGACUAUAAAUAAGCAGAACAUCUCCAUAAACUAAUCAAGAUGGGUUUGGGUUCUGUUGUUUUUUUUCCCCCAUCCCUUCGAGUAUGAUAAUGGAAAUCUCCAUUGAGUGGGAUUGCAUUUGCAGCCAGCUGAAGCAUGAUGCAAAGGGAAAUUAUGUUCCUUUUAAACAGACUGCCAGCUGUUUAAUUCUUUCAGAAGAAGAACUCACUUAAGGGCACAACGUCCUUCUACAGAACGCAGACAUCAACUGUAGCACAGAAAAGCUCAGCAAUUUCACCCACAUUCAACAGGACUACAUGUAGUCUUCUCUCUCAUCUCUUCCUAAACCCCAGGAAACAUAGGAAAGAAGUGACUAGCUCGUUGACAGGCUCACUGCAAAGCCAUUUCCAUCACCAGAACAAUAGACAAAGAGUGGAGAAUGUACCAGGACCAUUUUACAGCCUACUGCUCAGAGGCCAUUCAUCUCAAUUGUCUCAUGACUGUCUCCUUCCCAGCCUUCCCACCUGUUUUUGUGGUUCUGUUAUAGUUGCCGCGGCCUCCCAUCUUCUGAACUUGACUUCCUAGUCUUGUUUGUCCAUGUUCUGUUUACAGUGAUACCUGGAGAUUCCAGACAAUUAUGACACACUCGCAUUUUACUCAUAGGCAUUUGCUCACUGAUGAGUCCUUACCUUCUGUGAACUGCUUGCAGAAGGCCUAUCCAGCUUCCAUAGGUCAAGGCAGCAGAAACUGCUUUUUCUUGUACUUACUCAAAAGUAUAAACAUCAUUCUCAAGGGACCCUUUACAGACUGAAACCAGGAUGUGGUAUAAGAAGCAUCCUUCAUGUAGCUGCAACCAGAUGUUCUUUCCUUUGCUAAAGGCAUUAAAAGCCACUACAAAUUCUGACACCAUCCUCCUCACACUGGUUUCAGCAGAGAGAAAUACAUAGAAUUCAUAUUCCAUCCAUGCAGCCAUGUACAUCCAGUGCAAGACAAACAGACUUACAUUCAUUGCAAAACAAACAGAAACAGAUGUAAAAACACAAGACAGGUAUUUUAUUUACUUACUCCAGAAAGAAUUAUAUGCACAUACUUUUCACAGAUGAAAACAGCUCCAAAGAGCACUGUAUAGAGAACAAGCUAGAAUAGUUCCAAAGUAAAGCUAAAGUUUAUACACCUUGUCUUCAACAGUGGUACAGUAGUGGUGUUAGUCAGGAAAACACUCUUAUUAAUAAUGUAACUUAACUAGAUAGCAAUGAACCAAGAUAUACCCAUCCUAAGACAGGCUAACCUUUUCUGUUCCAAUUUGACAAUGUCCUGUAAUAAGAGUGUCUUUGGCUUUGUCACUUGCUUACAAGCAGCUUAUAUUUUAAAUGCUGUCCCUAAAUUUUUGGUUACCUUUAGUUUUUGGUUACUUUAAGUUUUUGGUUACUUUUACAGUUACUUUUACAGUGUUGCAAGCACCCAAACCAGAAGUCUCCUAGAGGCAUUGCUACCAAGAGCAGACAGAAUCUAGGUUAGCAUCUUCCAUGACUCAAGGCUUGUUUUCAAGACAAGGCAGCGAGUCCAACGGGGAUGGAGGGAAGGUAAGAGGCAGCUAUCUGGUAGCAACAGACUCUUCCUAGUGGACAAUUGUCUAUCACCAGCACAUUUUAUAUUAAACGUAGUUUUAGCCCUGCAGUUGCUGAAUGAGGGCAGAAACAUGGGUUUGCAGAAAACUAAAGGAAGGACCCACACUGUAAGCUGGCCCAAAAUGAUGACUCUGAAAUGCAGGUAUUUAAGAGCAGCAAGGUAUAACCUACAGUGUACUGCAGAGGAAGCAUUUUCUUCCUGCAGAAUGUUACUGAAUAUUAUAGUGAAUACUAUAACCCUAAAAUUUAGUAGCAACUCAGCUUGUUAUCUGGGGACACGUAGGAAUUUCCAGUGCUUAAAACUAUGAGAAAUAGAAAAGCAAUGUCACUGCUCAGGUUGACUCCUGACUAGUAACUACAUUAAAGCGAAGCUGGCUGCCUGAGAAACUCCAUUGUCAUUCUGGACAAGAUAAGCUUUUCACUGAUAUUCCAAAAUGGAAUACUGUUUUAAAGCAGGAAUUUCAGGAAAGGAACAUGUUGGCUGCUGUACUGCAAAAGCGUAAUAUAAGAAGCACUAUGAUUUACUAGUGAAAAAUCUGAGUUAUCAAAAGAGCGUAAUACUGGUAUCUGGAGAUAUCAGAGGCACAUAACUGAGAAGUAAAUCGUUAUGGAAUAAAAGAGUAUUUUGCUGAUCAGCUUGGUUUUCAGAUCUACACAAUUGGUGGCAAGUCAAACAAGGCACUGUUUAGUGCCUGAAAUUUCUUACUAUAUUUUUCAGCAGUCUACUCAGCUUGGACAGAACAGGCACCUGUAGAUUUAAGAAAGUGGACAGUAUGCACUACAUAAGCUUUUCUCCUUCUGCGAAGAUUCCAUCAGCUGGAAUCCCUGCUUCUUUGUGUUUUUAUCCCAAAGACCUGGUGUCUGCAUGAUCUUUAUGACUAGUUCCUCAAAGGCAUGCUGCACUCCAUCCUCUGUUUUGGCACUUGUCUCU